UAUUUUACUUGUCAUUGGCUGUUCCUCUAUCGCUGGGUAAAGUACGUUUCGCCGUUGAAAUGGCGUUUGCUGCAGGGCCGAAAAUCCCAAUUAUUACCAGGCUUUCGUCUAAGGUCAUCCGGAUACUGGGGUGCAACCCAGGUCCCAUGACGUUACAGGGGACAAACACAUACCUUUUGGGGACGGGCACGAAACGAAUUCUGAUAGAUACUGGAGAUCCAGACAUAGCCGAAUAUAAAGAAAGCUUGAAAGAUCUUUUGACUAAAGAAAAAUCAACAAUUAAUCAUAUUUUGAUUACACAUUGGCAUCACGAUCAUGUCGGUGGUGUGAAGGACGUGCUUGAUCUGGUCGAUAAAGAGUGCAAAGUCUGGAAAUAUCCCCGCACAGAUGCUCCUGAUGUAUGCCCUGAAGUUCCAGACAAUAUAAAAAUUUCUAAACUGGAAAAUAGUCAAAUUUUCGAUGUUGAAGGUGCUUCUGUGAAGAUUGUACACACACCAGGCCAUACAACUGAUCACGUUGUGCUCACGAUGGAAGAGGAUGGCGUCUUGUUUAGCGGGGAUUGCAUUUUAGGUGAAGGAACAGCAGUAUUUGAAGACCUCCAUGAUUACAUGCGCAGCUUAAAUGUAAUUUUGGGUAUUAAACCGAAAGUUAUAUAUCCUGGCCAUGGCAAUAUUAUUGAGGAUCCUGUACCCAAAAUACAGUUCUACAUUAACCAUCGAAAUCAACGAGAAAAGCAAAUUUUAGAUGUCCUCAUACAAAACAAAGGUAAAAAUUUUACAGAAAUGGAUCUAGUUGAGGUCAUAUAUAAAGACACACCAAGCAAUUUAUGGAAAGCUGCCGCGUAUAAUGUAAACCAUCACUUGAAGAAGCUGGUGAAGGAUGGACACAUUGUCGAAUCACAAAGGGAUAAUGCAUCGGUCUGGUCUUAUGCACAAGAAAAGUCUUCUUUGUAACGAUUGCAGUAACUCAAAUCAGUGUAAAUGAAUUGACUAAACCAUAAAGUGUAUUUGCCAAAUUUUGUUGAAAUAAAUAUGUUUUCAUAUGUA
This is a messenger RNA of Hermetia illucens (black soldier fly), 1046 nucleotides long. Its product is annotated as beta-lactamase-like protein 2 homolog. Gene Ontology annotation, cellular component: mitochondrial matrix. Bases 60 to 953 code for a protein of 297 amino acids. Lineage: Eukaryota; Metazoa; Arthropoda; Insecta; Diptera; Stratiomyidae. Gene Ontology annotation, molecular function: single-stranded RNA binding; RNA endonuclease activity. The transcript is spliced from 5 exons. The record is from RefSeq and is a predicted model, not a curated record.